GAGCACGUCGCCUCGCAGGUGGGCGCGAAGCGGCAGGAGAAGGCGACCUCCAAGGAGGCUGCCGUGGCUGCGGAGCCGGAGGCCGCGUCGACCGCGCUGCCGAUCCCCCGGCGGAAGCCGCUGCCGAAGGCGGAGCCGACCGCGGAGCGGCGGGCGCAGCUCCCGGUGCCCAGCGUCGAGAGGCCGGAGCUGCGGCGCGCACUCGAGGUGGUGGCGCGGAAGCCGUGGUCGAAGAUCAGGUGGCCGCACAACUUUACCGCGCUGCACCUCGCAGCGCAGCUGGGCUCCUCCGAGGUGGUGGAAUUCCUGUUGGAGGCCACGGCCGCUCCGAGCCUGCAGACGCAGGACGAAAGAGGGCGAACGCCUCUCGACAUCGCGAAGAAGCACGGCUUCUCGGCACUGGAGGAGCUGCUGGCGCCUCCGACGAGCCCGUCCCGCGGCUCGCGGACGAGCGCCCUGAGCUUCGGCCACCUGGGGCGGCGGAUUGGGGGACUGUCGCCGCCGAGCGCGACACCGACGAGCGGCAACGCAGUGUCAUCUAUGGCCGAGCCCAAGAAGGCUUCGCCGAACAAGUACACGCACUGGGAUCCUUUCAAGAAGCAAUGGGCCGCUGGAAAGAUGGCAACGCGGUGGACGGGUGAGCGAUACGUGGACGUGCUGAGGGAAGUGCUGCGCAUACGCGACAGGAACCCCGACGACCUGGGCCUGCUGGAGCUGCGCGGGGAGGUCGCUCGACUCAGAGCUGAGAACUCCGCGUGGCUCUCAGAGCGAAAAGCAGGCGUGGGCCCCGGUGGGAGCGCCGAAGCCCACGGCGCCGCCGCAGCCAGGGGCUUCGGCCUGACGGGGCCCCUCGACGAGCGCCAGCUGGUGAAGUACAUGAAGCAGGUGGACAUGUUCGGGCGGGAGAAGGUCCUGAGCAAGCUCGAGGACAGCCCCAACGUCGGAGGCAUGGCACUGGACAGCGCCAAGGCCCUGAAGGCCAUGGAGCAGAUCGAGAUGGCGAUCAGGCUCUGCGAGUCCAGGACGAAGGACACCUUCGAGGACAACUCCGUGGAGACCGCGGAGCCCGACCCGGUGCCGCCAGAAGAGGCGGCGGCAGCUGCACACGCCGGAAGCGGAGGCCGCUCGCAGCCCGGGCCGCAGGACGCCGCGGCCGCCGCGCCAGAGGCAGCUCCGGCCUCCGCACCGGCGCCCAGCAAGGGCCCUGGCAAGGGCAAGAAGGGCCCGCCCCCGCCGAAGGCGGGCGGCGCCACCCCAGCGGCGGAGGUUGCGCCCGCCGCCGGCCCAGCCAAGGGCCCCCCUGCCAAGGGCGGGAAAGGAGGCGGCCCGCCCGGCGCGAAGGCCAAGGGCGCGAAGGGCGGCUCGAAGGCCGGGGCGGCGGCCGUGGAGCUCAAGAAGCCGAAGGUGGAGCCGGCGAAGCCGAUGAAACCGUUGUGGUGGACCAGGCUGAAUUUCGGCGCCCAGCUGAAGCAAGGCGAGACUGUGUGGGACGAGGUGUCGGAUCUUUCGGACAUGUUGCCGAUCGACGAGCUGGUGGAGCGCUUUGCCAAACGGCACCGGCCGCCAAGCCGAAGGUGCAGGAAGCCGUCGGCGAGAAGAAGAAGAAGAUCCAGUACAUCGAGGUCAUCACGGACCCUAAGGCCAGACAAAACAAGGAGCUGGCCCUGA
Molecule: messenger RNA, 1668 nt
Organism: Prorocentrum cordatum
Lineage: Eukaryota; Dinophyceae; Prorocentrales; Prorocentraceae
Source: the annotation of a GenBank genome assembly